This is a messenger RNA of Thecamonas trahens ATCC 50062, 2349 nucleotides long. Its product is annotated as aconitate hydratase. Gene Ontology annotation, biological process: tricarboxylic acid cycle. The transcript has 2 exons. The record is from RefSeq and is a predicted model, not a curated record. Gene Ontology annotation, cellular component: cytosol; mitochondrion. NCBI's taxonomy places the organism in Eukaryota, Apusomonadida, Apusomonadidae. Bases 9 to 2309 code for a protein of 766 amino acids. Gene Ontology annotation, molecular function: aconitate hydratase activity; 4 iron, 4 sulfur cluster binding.
AACUCAACAUGCUGAGCUUCUCGACGCGUGCUGUUUCCAAGGCGCUCCCGGUGGCGCUCGCGCGUGCGGCGUCCAACGCCGUCCCUCUCUCCAACGUCGACGGCGGCAAGACGCUCGACUACGGAGCGCUUAACGACAAGCUGACUGUGGUGCGUGAGCGGCUGAACCGGCCGCUGACGCAGUCUGAGAAGCUGCUGUACUCGCACAUGGUGCACCCCGAGUCUGGCGAGAUUGUGCGUGGCAAGUCGUUCCUGGACCUCAACCCGGACCGUGUCAUCCUGCAGGACGCGACGGCGCAGAUGGCCACGCUGCAGUUUAUUUCUGCCGGCCUCCCCACGGUUGCUGUCCCGACCUCGAUCCACUGUGACCACCUCAUCCAGGCGCGCGACGGCGCCGAGUCGGACCUCUCGCGCGGGAUGGAGGAGAACAAGGAGGUGUUCGACUUUCUCAGCUCGGCUGCCAAGAAGUUUGGCAUGCACUUUUACAAGCCCGGCGCCGGCAUCAUCCAUCAGGUCGCGCUGGAGAACCUGAUUAUUCCGGGUAUGCUCGUGAUCGGGACCGACUCGCACACUGUCAACGGCGGUGGCAUUGGCUCGUUCUCUGUUGGUGUGGGCGGUGCCGAUGCGCUCGACGCGAUGGUCGGCCUCCCGUGGGUCCUCAAGACGCCCAAGGUCAUCGGCGUGCACCUGACCGGCGAGCUCAACGGAUGGUCGUCGGCCAAGGACGUCAUCCUCAAGGUUGCCGACAUCCUCACGGUCUCGGGCGGCACCGGCGCGGUUGUGGAGUACUUUGGCGAGGGCGUCAACUCGAUUUCGGCAACGGGCAUGGGCACCAUCACCAACAUGGGUGCGGAGAUUGGCGCGACGACGUCGGUCUUCCCGGUCACGGACUCGACGCUGCGGUACCUGCACGCGACGAACCGCGGCUCUGUGGCGGACGUUGUCUCGCGGUUCAACGACGAGGUCGGGUUCUUCAAGGCCGACGAGGGCGCGCCGUACGACCAGGUCAUCGAGAUCAACCUUUCCGAGCUCGAGCCCAUGCUCAACGGCCCGUUCACGCCGGACCUCGCUACGCCGGUCUCGCAGAUCGCCGAGCGCGCCGAGGCCAACGGGUGGCCGGUCGAGGUCUCGGCCUCGCUCAUCGGCUCGUGCACCAACUCGAGCUUUGAGGACAUGUCGCGGGCGGCGUCGCUCGCGCAGCAGGCGCUCGACGCCGGCGUCAAGUCCAAGGUGCCGUUCCUCAUCACGCCCGGCUCGGAGCAGGUCCGCGCCACCAUCGAGGCCGAGGGCCUUGUGGAGAUCUUUGAGGCUGCUGGCGGCAAGGUCCUCGCCAACGCGUGCGGGCCGUGCAUCGGCCAGUGGGACCGCGACGUGGAGGGCCCCAACUCGAUCGUGACCUCGUACAACCGUAACUUUACUGGGCGCAACGACGGCAACCCCGAGACGCACGCCUUUGUCACCUCGCCGGAGGUCUGUGUGGCCAUGGCCUUCUCGGGCAAGUUCUUUGACCCGAUCAACGGCACGGUCGACGGCUCGUUCAAGUUUGAGGCGCCGCAGGGCCCCGAGCUCCCGCCGGGCGGCUUUGUCACGGGGCGCAACAUGUACCAGGCGCCUGCCGAGAACCCCGACGACGUCGAGGUCAUUGUUGCUCCGGACUCGGAGCGCCUUCAGCUCCUCGAGCCGUUCCAGCCGUGGUCGGGUGCCGACUUUGAGGACAUGCCCAUCCUCGUCCUUGCCAAGGGCAAGGUCACCACCGACCACAUCUCGGCCGCCGGCCCGUGGCUCCGCUACCGCGGCCACCUCGAGAACAUCGCCAACAACACAUACAUUGGCGUGACCAACAAGGACGGCAAGGUCAACGAGGCCACCAACCAGCUGACCGGCGAGACCGGCGCCAUCCCCGAGGUCGCCAAGGCCUACCGCGACAACGGCGUCGACUGGAUCUUUGUCGGCGGCGACAACGUCGGCGAGGGCUCGUCGCGCGAGCAUGCCGCCCUGCAGCCGCGGUUCCUCGGCGGCAAGGUCGCGCUCGCCAAGUCGUUUGCCCGCAUCCACGAGACCAACCUCAAGAAGAUGGGCAUGCUCCCGCUCACCUUUGCCGACGCGGCCGACUACGACAAGCUCGCUGCUGACGACCGCAUCUCGGUCGUCGGCCUCAACGCCCUCGCUCCCGAGGACCAGGUGACCAUCAAGGUCACUCGCGCCAACGGUGAGUCGUUUGAGAUCAAGGCCGACCACACGCUCAACGCCGACCAGAUCGAGUGGUUCAAGGCCGGCUCCGCCCUCAACUUUAUCAAGAAGACUUUGUAGUGGAGAAAGCCCAAGCCAAACAAACGCCAUUUUGCACCCG